UUUCAGUGUGGACACGUGACAUGUUGUAGAAAGUUGACUAAUCUUCUUCACGCUCCCUCUCUGGUUUCUCCACAGGACUGUGGGCUGAACACACAACAGGUCCAGAAGAAUUCAGGUUGGUAGGAACAGACAGUCGCUGUACUGGUGGACUGCAGAGGAGGAUCCAGGGAUCUGAGUGGAGUGAAGUAUGGGACAUAGACAUGAAGAUUCUAGCCAAUGUUUGCAGAAGACUGGAUUGUGGUUCUCUGGUGUCAGUCAGAGAAACAAGAGACAAUUUGAACAUAACUUGUUCAGACUCUGUCAGGCUGGAGAACAGAUCCAGUCGGUGUUCAGGCAGGCUGGAGGUGAAGUCCAACAACUGGUGGUCCUCCGUGUGUGAAGAUGACUUUGACCUGCUGGAUGCAGAGGUGGUCUGUAGGGAGCUGGGCUGUGGGGCUCCUUCAGUCCUCCAGGGGGCGCUCUAUGGAGAAGCAGAAGCUCCCACAUUGAGAAGAGAGUUUCUCUGUGAAGGUCAUGAGUCUGUUCUUCUGGACUGUGGAAGCUCAUGGAGGAAAACAAAAGCCUGUCCACCUGACAAAGCUGUUGGACUCACCUGCUCAGAUCCUGAUACUGUGAGACUGAUGGGAUCGAGUCGUUGUUCUGGUGAACUCCAGGUGAAAAAUGGAAGAAAAUGGAGAGCUGUUUAUGCCUUUUCAUUUGAAAGAAAAGAAACAAUAUUUGCAGCUGUGUGCAAGAAGCUGAAGUGUGGAUCCUACGUUUCAUCGACAACUAAACAACUUCCAAGACAAAAGCCAGUUUUCAAGUUUAGUUCUACCUGCUUAGAUAAAUUUCCAAUAAAUAUGGAGGAAUGUGUGUAUGAAGAUACAAUUAGCAGCCAGACGGUGGAAAUCACCUGCUUAGUAACCUGA
Oryzias latipes (Japanese medaka) is the source of this 908-nucleotide messenger RNA. The record is from RefSeq and is a predicted model, not a curated record. Lineage: Eukaryota; Metazoa; Chordata; Actinopteri; Beloniformes; Adrianichthyidae.